Molecule: messenger RNA, 4786 nt
Organism: Camelina sativa (false flax)
Lineage: Eukaryota; Viridiplantae; Streptophyta; Magnoliopsida; Brassicales; Brassicaceae
Product: disease resistance protein TAO1
Biological process (GO): defense response; signal transduction
Molecular function (GO): protein binding; ATP hydrolysis activity; ADP binding
Source: RefSeq, a predicted model, not a curated record
CACUACAAAGUAAAUUUUUUUUUUUUGAUCUUGAGAUUUUCUGAGUCUUAUGUUAAUGGAUUUUUCUUUUUUCCUCACAAUUUUUGCUACUGCUACAAUAAGCUUCUUCAUCAUUUUUAGAAAAUUCAGAAUCCAUCAAGAAAACAAAAACGUGGGUUCUUCUUCUACAUCUUCUCCAUCUUCUUCAACAUCUCCUCCAACUCUUCUAUCUGCUUUGACUUCCAACUGGACUCACCAUGUCUUUCCGAGCUUUCGUGGGGAAGACGUUCGCAGAAACUUUCUAAGUCACAUUCAAAAAGAAUUUCAAAGAAAAGGAAUUACUCUUUUCAUUGAUAAUGCGAUUAAGAGAGGAGAAUCCAUCGGUACUGAACUCACUAAAGCCAUUAGAGGAUCUAAGAUCGCUAUUGUCUUACUCUCGAAGAACUAUGCUUCUUCAAAGUGGUGUCUUGACGAAUUGGUGGAGAUUAUGAAAUGCAAGAAAGAGUUUGGUUUAACAGUGUUUGCCAUUUUCUGUGAAGUUGAUCCAUCUCAUGUUAUAAAGCUGACUGGAGAAUUUGGAACUGCUUUUAAGAAAAGUUGUAAGGGAAGAACAAAGGAGAACAUUAGCAGAUGGAGACAAGCUUUUAAGGAAGUAGCUACAAUUGCUGGUUAUGAUUCAAACAACUGGGAAAGUGAAGCUGCCAUGAUUGAAGAAAUUGUCACUGAAAUUUCCAAAAGAUUGAUUAGUUACACACCAUCAAGUGAUCUUGAUGGUUUAGUUGGGAUGGGAGAUCAUAUACAAAAGAUGAAACAAUUGCUUUGCUUAGACUCAACAAAUGAAAGGAGGAAGGUUGGGAUUUUAGGUCCUUCUGGAAUCGGUAAGAGCACCAUUGCUAGAGUUCUACAUAAUCAAAUCUCUGAUGGUUUUCAACUGAGUGUUUUUAUGAAAUUCAAACCAAGUUAUGCAAGACCAAUUUGUUCUGAUGAUCACGAUGUGAAGUUGCAAUUAGAGCAACAAUUUCUAUCUCAAUUAUUUAACCAAAAGGAUAUCAAGAUUCAUCAUUUAGGAACUGCACAAAACUUUGUGAUGGGGAAGAAAGUUCUUAUUGUUCUUGAUGGGGUGGAUCAAUUAGUACAAUUACGUGUCUUGCCAAAAGCGGUAUGCCUUGGUCCUGGAUCUCGGAUUAUCAUCACAACACAAGACCAAAAACUUUUGAAGGCAUUUCAGAUCAAACAUAUUUACAAUGUGGAUUUUCCACCGGAUGAUGAGGCUCUUCAAAUCUUCUGCAUGAAUGCUUUUGGUCAAGAUUCCCCAUAUGGUGGUUUCGAGGAUCUUGCUAUGAAAGUUACAAUACUUGCAGGUAAUCUCCCUUUGGGACUUAGGGUUAUGGGUUCUUAUUUCCGAGGAAUGUCUAAGGAAGAGUGGAAACGUGAAUUACCAAGGUUAAGGGUUCACCUUGAUGAAGAAAUUGGGAGCACUUUAAGGUUUAGUUACAAUGCUUUGAAUGAUGAAGACAAAGAUUUAUUUCUUCACAUAGCAUGUUUUUUUAACGAUGAAGGCAUCAAUUGUACCUUUGAAGAUACUCUUUGUCACAUAUUCUCGGACGUGCAGCAAGGGCUUCAUGUCUUAGUUCAGAAAUCUCUCAUAUCCGAAGAGAUAUUUUCACCGAUGCAUAAUUUACUAGUUCUAUUGGGUAGAGAAAUUGUUCGUAAGCAAUCGCUUUAUGAGCCUGGGAAACGUCAAUUUUUAGUUAAUGCGAGAGAGAUUUGGGAAGUUCUCACUCAUCAUACAGGUAGUAAAAGUGUUGUAGGGAUAAAUUUGAACAUUUCUUCGAUUGUGGACGAAUUAAUUAUAAGUGAGAAAGCUUUUGAAGAAAUGCCCAAUCUUCAAUUUUUGAGAUUCUCUAAUGAUGUUUGUUAUAGUACCAAGAGAUUGCACUUACCACAAGGUCUAGACUAUCUACCUCCAAAACUAAGAAUUCUGCACUGGCAUUAUUAUCCGAUGACAUGUUUGCCUUCUAACUUUAAUCCGAAGUUCCUUGUCAAGAUAAUAUUGAAAGAAAGUAAGCUCGAGAAAUUGUGGGAAGGAUUUCAACCGCUUAUCAAUCUCAAGGUGAUGGAUUUGGAAUCUUCAAAAAAUUUAAAGGAGCUUCCUUAUCUCUCAACGGCCACUAAUCUCUUAAAAUUGGAUCUUGUUGGAUGCUCAAGUCUAGUGGAGCUUCCUUCCUCUAUUGGGAAUGCUACUAAUCUUUGGAACUUAAAUUUGCAACAUUGCUCAAGUUUAGUAAAGCUCCCCUCCUCCAUUGGAAAUAUCAUUAAUCUCCAAGAAUUAGAUCUCUAUUGCUGCUCAAGUCUGGUGGAGCUUCCGUUUUCUAUUGGAAAUUGCAUCAAUCUCCAGGAAUUGGAUCUCUAUGGCUGCUCAAGUUUGGUUAAGCUUCCCUUUUCUAUUGAAAAUUGCUUUAAUCUCCAGGAGUUGCAUCUCAAUAGAUGCUCAAGUCUAAUGGAGCUUCCGUCUUCUAUUGGAAAUAAUGUUAAUCUCCAAAAAUUAUGUCUUAAUGAAUGUUUAAGCCUAGUGAAGCUUCCCUCCUCCAUUGGAAAUAUCAUUAAUCUCCAAGAAUUGGAUCUUUAUUGCUGCUCAAGUUUGGUGGAACUUCCGUUUUCUAUUGGAAAUUGCAUUAAUCUCCAGGAAUUGGAUCUCUAUGGUUGCUCAAAUCUGGUUAAGCUUCCGUAUUCUAUUGGAAAAUGCAUUAAUCUCCAAGAAUUGGAUAUGAAUAGAUGCUCAAGCCUAAUGGAGAUUCCGCUCUCUAUUGGAAAUAAUGUUAAUCUCGAGAUAUUGUGUCUCGAUGAAUGCUCAAGUAUAUUGGAGCUUCCGUUUUCUAUUGGAAAUUGUAUUAAUCUCCGAGAAUUGUGUCUCAAUGAAUGCUCAAGUCUAGUGAAGCUUCCGCUUUCUAUUGGAAAUUGCCGGAAUCUCCUAAAAUUGGAUCUUUAUAAUUGUUCAAGUCUAGUGGAGCUUCCGUUUUCUAUCGGAAAUUGCAUUAAUCUCUUAAAAUUGAAUCUUGUUUGUUGCUCAAGUCUAGUGGAGCUUCCAUUUUCUAUAGGAAAUUGUAUUAAUCUUCAGGAAAUGGAUCUCUAUGGCUGCUCAAGUCUGGUGGAGCUUCCUAUUUCAAUUGGCAAUUGCAUGAAUCUCCAAAAAAUCGAUCUCUAUAACUGCUCAAGUUUGAUAGAGCUUCCAUUUUCUAUUGGAAAUUGCAUUAAUCUACAAGAAUUGGAACUCAAGAGAUGCUCAAAUCUAACAAGGCUUCCGUCCUCUAUUGGAAAGAACGUUAAUCUCCAGAAAUUGUAUCUCAAUGAUUGCUCAAGUCUGGUGGAGCUUCCAUUUUCUAUUGGAAAUUGCAUUAAUCUCUACCAAUUAGAACUCAUGAGAUGCUCAAGUCUAAUGGGGCUUCCAUCCUCUAUUGGCAAUAACAUUAAUCUCCAGAAAUUGCUUCUCAAUGAAUGUUCAAGUCUGGUGGAGCUUCCAUUUUCUAUUGGAAAUUGCAUUAAUCUCCAAGAAUUGGAUCUCUAUAACUGCUCAAGUCUGGUGGAGCUUCCGUUUUCAAUUGGAAAGAUCGUUAAUCUCCAGAAAUUGAAUCUAAGUGGAUGCUCAAUUCUAGUGGAGCUUCCCUCCUCUGUUGGAAACCUCCAUAUGUUAAUGACGUUGAGUUUGCAAGGAUGCUCAAAGAUAGAAGUUAUUCCAAUCAACAUCGUAUUGGAUUCUCUAGAAAAACUUGAUGUCACUGGUUGUUCGCAAUUAAUAAGUUUUCCGGUGAUUUCUACAAACAUUAAACAGCUUAUGCUAUGUGGAACUUUGGUAAAAGAAUUUCCCUUGUGGAUCAAGUCAUGCUCUCGACUUCAUGACUUGCGCGUAACAUUCUGGAAAGACCUUGAAAAAUUCUCACAUGUUUUUGACAUCAUCACAGAACUGGAGUUGAGAGAUACAAGAAUAGAAGAAGUUCCUGCAUGGGUCAAUGGAAUGUCUCGUUUACGUCGACUUGUACUCAACAAAUGCACAAAGCUGGUAUCACUUCGACAUCUUCCCGGUUCCUUAAAAUAUGUAGAUGCGGUGAACUGUGAGUCCUUGGAGACACUUGCUUGCUCCUUUCCCAAUCCGGAGGUUUGUCUCAAAUUUAUUGACUGCUGGAAACUGAAUGAAAAUGGGAGAGACAUCAUCAUCCAGACAUCAACAAGUGAAUAUGCGAUUUUGUCAGGUAGAGAAGUGCCUGUGUUCUUCACUUAUCGAGCUACCAUUGGAGGUUCUUUGGUAAUGAAGUUGAAUCAGAGGCGUUUUCCUACAUGUUUGAGAUUUAAGGCUUGCAUCUUGCUGGUUAGAAAGGGUAACAAAUCUGAUUAUGAGGAAUGUGAGUCAGUAUAUCUUACCAUCGUAGACAAACAGAGUGGUCACAAUUAUUAUUCAGAAAGCCUAAAUCUAAAUCCACUUUUAACGGAGCAUCUGUACAUAUUCGAAGGUGAAGUAAAAAAUCUGGAAUCCAUAGAGAUUUUCUUCAAGUUCGAAGUCGACAGUGAAAAAUGGGAAAUAGGUGAAUGCGGGAUACGCCCACUCUUGUAGGAGGACACUCAUGUCGAAGGUUCUAUAGUGACGUGAUAAUAUUGUCUAUUUCCAUAUUCUGUUUGUAGGUUUGUAAUUAACACAGUUUCCUUCUUCUUUUUAUUUCUCUGUUUAAUUUUUUUUGUAACAGAUGGUGUUCAAAUCGGAAUCAUUAAACAUGUCUCUACUGUGAGAAAUCAACCAAAGUUUAAGUCGGAUUCA